Bufo bufo (common toad) is the source of this 2740-nucleotide messenger RNA. RefSeq names its product CD48 antigen-like. The transcript has 6 exons. NCBI's taxonomy places the organism in Eukaryota, Metazoa, Chordata, Amphibia, Anura, Bufonidae. The coding region runs from base 97 to 1059 and encodes 320 amino acids. The record is from RefSeq and is a predicted model, not a curated record.
GCUUUUGUCUGCAGAUCAGUUGCAGCUGUUCUAUGGAGAAAGGCUCCUCUCUGACCUCUUUCCCCCCCGAUUAUUUGUCCAGCUGCCAUCAUCAUCAUGAAGCUGGACAUACUUCUUGGUCUUGUUUCUCUGGUUCUGUCUCCUUUAGGAGGUGAAGCAAACAUCCAGGUCCACAAGAACGUUCUACUGCACGGAUCGCUCAGGAUGUCUUAUUCUCCUUCCCAGAAGAUCGGAGCAAUUAGAUUAAUUACCUGGAGGUUUGAUAAGAUCAAUGAACAAGUCACAAUACUGGACACCACUGAGAAACCACAUUAUGUAUAUCCCUCUAAGUUCAGGGAUCGGCUACAACUGUCUGAGAACCUACACACAUUGACCAUCGUGGAUCUGACUAUGGAAGAUGGUGGGAUGUACACCAUUGAUGUUGUAGAUGUAAAUGGAGUACGAGAAUCUUAUUCAUUUAAUGUCACCGUGUACGAGCCUGUUCCCCUUCCAAGUAUAAGGACUGAGGUGACGGAGAAUGCCAUAGACAGAUGCAAUGUUACUCUUCAUUGCUCUGUCCCAUCAAACACAUCAGAUUUCUCCUAUAGCUGGCAAUGUGGAGAUAGGAAAUCUGAUUGUCAGCAAUAUAAUAAUGGAAGAACAGUCAAGAUAUUCCUGAAGAACGACUCCAAAGACAUGGAGAUCCUGUGCAUAGUCCAGAACCCUGUGGACAAGAAGAAUGUCUCUUUCCACCUACAAGAAACCUGUAUGUUUACAGAUAAAACAUUGGCCCCCAGGAGUCAUUAUACUCUCAUAAUCAUAGUAGUUGUAAUCGUGAUGGUAAUGGUGCCGAUUAUUUCAGUGAUAUGUAUAAAGAUGAAGCGUGGAAUUAGGAAAGCAGAACCCGCAGAAAGUAGAAAUACAGAAAUGCACUACAUCGAGGUGACAACACGUCAACGGGAAGACAAUCAGAGAGUCCAUAUGGAAAAUGAUCACUACAUUGGAAUGCCUUCCCCAAAAAGGACCAAAGCUGAGACAUUGUACACCACUCUACAACAUCCACCACCAAUCUAUACGUGAUGGUUAAAAUAUGCAGGAGCGCGGAAAGUGGCAACGUAGCAUCGUCCACUAUGGAGAAGUUCAGCUGAUGUGAACAAAUUGGUCACCUCUCCAUACCAAAGCUGCAAUAUCCAGGCUGGAGCUGCCUUGUGUAAGCCCCAGGGGCCGCAUAUUAUUCCCACAUGCUUACUGGAGCACCCCAUGGAUCGUGUAUAACUUUUUUCAUUUUAAGGAUAGCAACACCCAUGUGCAACCAUCUUAACUAUCUACAAGAAAGUGGAGAAGAUCAGAAGACUAGGAAGUCAGUAGUGUCGCACAGUGGAAUCUGUCAAGAAACAUGGUGGUGGCAUCUUUUUUUAUGGUGCUGUCUGAUCUCUGGAAGUUAAGAUUGGGUGCCCCAUCCAGGAUCCUCAUGUUUUAUCUACAGUGGACAGUGGCUGCAGGACCCAGCAUGGCUAUGCAUUACAUAUAUAGAUCCUUGAUUUCAGUGGACACUGUGUAAUACCUAAUAUCCCCUGUGGUGGUGCUGUAGGAAAAUUGAACACUUGCUGCCAAGUUCCACCACAGAUUAAGGGUGAUCACAGGGGAUUUCAGCAGCAAGACUAAAUGUGAUUAGCUUAUUUUUGGGGGCACUUCUAACAAAGGGAGAAUACCUAAAGUGGACAACUCCUUUUUAAGAUCAUGACCUGUAUCUUCAUUUUAUUUAGCUAUAUACCAAAGUGGAUCCUUGAGGAUCGGGUCUUUAUUUCCUUUUUGUCUUAGUUAUACAUCCUUCAUCAUGGAUCCUGCAUUACCUCACAACACUUUGCUCAUCAGUUGGCAAGAAAUGUUUUUUUUGCCAGUCACUCAUCAUGAAUUCUGUCACCCGCUAUUUUUUUACAACGUUCAGGGUGUUCAUGGAAAGAUUGUAUGACAUCACACGCAUUAUAAAGUAUGUGGACUUGGGGCUGGUGAAGAACUUUGGAGUUUAUGGGCAUAGGUAAUGGUCAAUUUAUGUGAGAGGAUAGAUGGCCAUGAGACAGAUAGCUAGACACUAGAACAGGGGUCAGCAACCUCCGGCACUCCCGAUUUUCAACGACAACUCCCAAAACGCUCCAUUCACUUCUAUGGGAGUUGUGAGAACAGCUGAGCAUGAUCGCAUGCUGGGAGUUGUAGUUUCGCAGCAGCUGGAGUGCCGAAGGUUGCUGAUCCCUGUACGAGAAGAUGGAUGCCCGCAUCCAGCUCCAAUGACUGUGAUCGGAGAAUCCUGGUCAUUUAAUUCCCCAGAUGCCGCUAUCAGUACUGACCGUGGCAUCCGUGGGGUUAGACUGAGGGAAGGGGCUCCCUCUGCCCACUGAUCAAAGCCCCAGCAGCAAAAUCGUAGAGCUCCAAUCCAUCACUGUGCUGGCCUGGGGGCUUGUGAAGGCUUCCAGAGCUGACAUACUGGGCUAUCUUCCAGAAUUGUGCCGAAGGCAGCCAGUAAAAAUCCCAUAGACUGCAAUAACAUUCUUUCGCAGUCUAUGGUACAAGCGAUCAGAUGAUCGCAUGUUCAAGACCUUUUAGGGGACUAAAAAUUACACUGAAAGAAAUAUAAUAGGUGUUGCUGCAUCUGAAAAUUUCCUCUUUAACAUAUAAAAAUUAUGUUUUUUGGCAGUCAAAAAAGAAAAUUCUAUACUUUUUUCUUCACCUUUUGUCCCUCAGGAAAAAAUUGUACAAAAGUGAU